Messenger RNA from Manduca sexta (tobacco hornworm), 1840 nucleotides. RefSeq lists its product as uncharacterized. The coding region runs from base 372 to 1601 and encodes 409 amino acids. The record is from RefSeq and is a predicted model, not a curated record. Lineage: Eukaryota; Metazoa; Arthropoda; Insecta; Lepidoptera; Sphingidae. The transcript is spliced from 4 exons. Gene Ontology annotation, biological process: sensory perception of taste. Gene Ontology annotation, cellular component: neuronal cell body; dendrite; axon.
ACCAUAUACCAUUCUCCUUACAAAAAAGUUCAAAGGGUUUAUUUUAUUUUUGAUAAAGAAAAAAUAAUACUUGUACUGAAGUUAUGGAUCCUAAGCGUUAUGAAUUUGUUCAGUCACUUUUGUGGCUGACUGUACAGCAGAAUUCAUAAAAAGUAGUUGAUAAGUACUUAUACUAUUUUCAGCUGAUUAUUUAUUAAUAUGUUAUGGAUUACAAUUCACGUAUGGAAACGGAUCCCUCAUUGAUAUAUGGAAAGAUAUGGUGGCACUCACGUAAUUAACUACGUAUCCACGAACAAGUGUACCUCCUACUCCCGUCGCGCCGCGCUGUACUAUCUAAAAAUAUUAUAGUAGUCGGUACAGUGUGUAGUGGAAUGAAUAAUUCACAACAAAAUACAUACAAAACAUUUACUCCGUUAAUAUGGAUUUUAAAAAUAUUUGCAAUAAACAGCAACGUCGAAGAUGCCAGAAUGACUUUAAGUUCUAUAAUAAGAAUCAUAGUCACAGCCUCUAUUUUAGGAACAUUAAUAAUAAUAAGUUUUUAUUUCAAAGUCAAAUAUAUUUUCAGUGACAUCAUUAUCUCCAUAAAACUUACAGACGCUAUACAAAUGGUUUACGAUUAUUGUCAAUAUAUAGUUGACUUAUAUUUCGUUUAUAAGUAUGGUAGACGCAUCAGUGCGGAAUAUUUCAAACAAUACGACAAGCUUGACAAAGUUCUUGGCAUGAACUCUUACCAGACCAUUAAGAAAAGAAUAAUAAAAUUAAUAUUACUUUUUACUGGAUUGUGGAUUGUUAGUUCUUCGUUUGACAUGUUUGCUUGGGUUUUAAGUUAUGGGUGGAGAACACCCCUUGUAUACUCGGUUGCAUAUAUCUACCUGUACAUAAAAAUUGCUACAAUGUUGGAUUUUACUUCUCAUGUUAUACACGCAGAGGUCCGUUUAAAGAUUAUAGGAGAUUUAGUCCAAGUUCACUAUAAUGACACUGAGUGUUCUACAGAUUUGAUAGGUGACUGUAUCUUUAAUAAAAACUGGCUUUACGCAAAUGAAAAUUCAUCGACGUCGAAACGGAAAUUGCAUCCAGAUCCCAUAAAAAGUUUACCACACCCUGGCCAUCAUGAAGUGAAAUCGUUAACCAGGUGUUAUUUGAUGCUAACUGAACAAGUGGUUUACGUCAACAGCAUGUAUGGGCUUCGGAUCCUGUUAAACAGUCUGAGUCUUCUCAUUGAUAUGGUACGUUAUACAAACAUUGGCGUAAGAAUUGUGUUAAAAUCCCAGGAUACUCCAUAUGAUUCUGGAUACUUACCGGCUGUAUCAAACUUGAUAAGACUAUUAACCUGCGCCGCCAUUUUUGUCAACUUAGCUGAUCACUGCGAGAACGUUUACCGCAAGAGAGAAAGAAUAAUCACCAUAAUCGACCACUUACUAAUUUAUAAAAGUCCUAGCAAGAAUCUAUCUACUGAAGCGUCAGAACUACGCGCAUUGAUAACAAACCGUCCAGUUUACUUCAAUAUGGCUAAUUUCGUCUGUAUAAAUUAUUCACUGCUGGCAUCUAUUGCUUCAAUAGUUACUACUUAUACUAUGAUACUAUUACAAAGCCCAAAUUGAUGCCAGAAGUACUUAAGUCAGUUAUCAAUAUGGCUGUGCUCGUAAGUGGAAUCUUGUGGAAUCAAGGUAUUAUAGAUAAAGUUUAAGAAAUUUUAUUUAGUACUAAUUUUUAAAACAAGGUAAACUAAGCUUUAUAUAAAGAUUCAAACAAUUUUAUGUACUUAUAUUAUAAUUUUUUUUUGGGUUUUUCAGUGUUACAUAAAUAAAAAAUAUUAUGUAUGAUGUAUGCAGUUAAAAAU